AUGAAUCCAAAAAACAAUGUGACUUACUUUGUCCUGUUGGGCCUCACACAAAAUCCAAAGGGUCAGAAAAUUCUUUUUGUUUUGUUCUUGCUCUUCUACAUUUCGUGCAUGGCAGGCAACAUGCUCAUUGUCCUGACUGUAUCUGUGAGUAAGACCUUGAACUCUCCCAUGUAUUUCUUUCUUGCUAGCCUAUCAUUUAUGGAUAUCAUUUAUUCCUCUGUUGUUUCUCCCAAGCUGAUUUUAAGCAUGUUAUUUGGGGAAAAUACCAUUUCUUUCCAAUUUUGCAUGACCCAGAUUUUUAUAGGGCAUUUUAUUGCUGGAUCUGAGUCCUUUCUUCUGGUGGUGAUGGCCUAUGACCGCUAUGUGGCCAUCUGUAAGCCCCUGCAUUAUUUGCUUAUCAUGAGGCAAUGGGUGUGUGUUGUGCUGCUGAUAGUGUCCUGGAUUGGAGGCUUCCUCCACUCAGUAAUUCAACUUAGCGCUACUUAUGGUCUCCCAUUCUGUGGCCCCAAUGUUAUUGAUCACUUUGUCUGUGACAUGUACCCCCUGUUGAAACUUGUCUGUACUGACACCUAUGCUACAGGUCUCCUAGUUGCAGUCAGUUCAGGAGCAAUCUGUUCUAUUGUGUUUCUGUUCUUAGUCAUCUCUUACAUCAUCAUCUUCAACUCUCUAAAGAACCUGAAUCAGGAAGGGAAGAGGAAAGCUCUCCAGACCUGCGGUUCUCACAUCACUGUGGUUGUUCUCUUCUUUGUUCCUUGUAUUUUCUUGUAUGCAAGGCCUUCCAAAACCUUACCCAUUGACAAGUCACUGAGUGUGUUUUGUAUAGUCAUUAGCCCUGUGUUGAAUCCACUAAUCUACACUCUGAGAAAUUCAGAGAUGACAGAUGCUAUAAAGACAAUCUGGAGAAGAAUCAUUACCGCUAGUGAAAAUAGGUUGACAGGCUAA
Messenger RNA from Erinaceus europaeus (western European hedgehog), 942 nucleotides. RefSeq names its product olfactory receptor 4A47-like. The record is from RefSeq and is a predicted model, not a curated record. Gene Ontology annotation, biological process: G protein-coupled receptor signaling pathway. The transcript has a single exon. Gene Ontology annotation, molecular function: olfactory receptor activity; G protein-coupled receptor activity. Gene Ontology annotation, cellular component: membrane. Bases 1 to 942 code for a protein of 313 amino acids. Lineage: Eukaryota; Metazoa; Chordata; Mammalia; Eulipotyphla; Erinaceidae.